UUUGUUUGGUAACGCAUGCGUAUUUGUUAGCACAGGUCAGGUCUGUAAACAAGACGGGAUGCGGCGGCUACACUGGGCCCGGAACCGCUGACGGAACCGGACUCCAACGGAGAUAUGAACCUGGCCAGUCAGAGCGGGGAGGCCGGGGCUGCCCAGCUGCUGUUUGCUAACUUCAAUCAGGACAAUACAUCACUGGCUGUCGGCAGCAAGUCUGGAUACAAGUUUUUCUCUCUUUCAACUGUGGACAAACUCGAGCAAAUAUAUGAAUGCACUGACACAGAAGAUGUUUGCAUUGUGGAACGGCUCUUCUCCAGCAGUCUGGUUGCUAUCGUCAGCCUUAAAGCCCCGCGCAAGCUUAAAGUUUGUCACUUCAAAAAGGGGACCGAGAUCUGUAACUACAGCUACUCCAACACUAUACUGGCUGUGAAACUGAACAGACAAAGGCUGAUAGUAUGUCUAGAGGAAUCUCUGUACAUCCACAACAUAAGGGAUAUGAAGGUCCUUCACACAAUACGAGAAACGCCUCCCAAUCCUUCAGGUCUCUGUGCUUUAUCUAUUAAUGGUGAUAACUGCUACCUGGCGUAUCCGGGCAGUGCGUCUAUCGGGGAGGUGCAAGUCUUUGACACUGUAAAUCUGAGAGCUGCUAACAUGAUUCCUGCCCACGACAGCCCGCUUGCAGCUUUAGCUUUUGACGCAAGUGGUACCAAACUGGCCACAGCAUCAGAAAAGGGUACCGUAAUCCGCGUGUUUUCCAUUCCAGAGGGACAGAAACUUUUUGAGUUCCGGAGAGGGGUGAAAAGGUGUGUGAGCAUCUGCUCGCUGGCAUUCAGUAUGGACGGUAUAUUCCUUUCAGCCUCCAGUAACACAGAGACCGUGCACAUCUUCAAGCUUGAGACAGUCAAAGAGAAGCCUCCUGAAGAGCCCACCACGUGGUCAGGGUAUUUCGGAAAGGUAAUCAUGGCCUCCACCAGUUAUCUGCCUUCCCAGGUCACUGAAAUGUUCAACCAAGGCAGGGCAUUUGCAACCGUCCGUCUGCCAUUCUGCGGACACAAAAACAUCUGUGCGUUGGCCACGAUUCAGAAGAUCCCACGUUUGUUGGUUGCAGCAGCUGAUGGUUAUCUCUAUAUCUAUAAUUUGGACCCUCAGGAAGGCGGGGAGUGCACAUUAAUGAAGCAGCACAAGUUAGACGGCAGUUUGGAACCUGCCAAUGAAAUACUAGAGUCUGCAUCACAUGACCGACCAUUAGUAACUCAGACAUACAGUGCUGCAGUGCCGAAAGGUUCUUACCCAUCCUCAUCCCCAACAAGACAUGCGUAUUCUGAUGACCUGGGAGCAGCAGGAGGAACCUGUCUGGAUGAGGAGACAAAUGCCCUCCGUCUUGAUGAAGAUAGCGAGAACCCACCCAUGAUCUUGCGGACUGACUGACUUGCGUGAGCUCUCUCUCAAUCACUUGGAACGUGAACUUUUGUGUUUGCUGCUAUGAACUUGGACAGCAUUGGGGAGGAUUCAGAGACUCUCACAAAGUUUUCAGGCUGUUAGCUGUAAUUUCUUUCAAAUCUACAUGGAAAUUAUACAUAUAUAUAUUCACUUCAGUGGCUUUUAAAUCUUGCUUACCAAUUUUAGUUGUAAUAUUUGUUGCCAAACUGUGCUUUGAGCUCCCGCUUUGCAUGUUCGUGUGCCAAGCAAGCCUUGGAACUAUAGAAGCCACAAACUAAUCCAAAAAAUGGGUUCUUUUUUAUAGUCUGUGUAUAUAUUGAGCAAGAAAUAAGGCCCUGGAAGAGUUUAUGGCGUUUACCUCAUGGUAGAAUUGCAGGCCUCGGACAGUUGUAAUGGGUCAGAAAGGCCUUGUACAAUGGUCAUAGUGUGUCCUGAAACUCUUGUUUCUUCCUUUGUCCUUCUCACUUAUACUUUCGUCUUUACUGGACCAUUUGGCUAAUAAAAUUCAAUCUGAAUGGAA
Bombina bombina (fire-bellied toad) is the source of this 1957-nucleotide messenger RNA. It is a transcript of the gene WIPI2, whose product is annotated as WD repeat domain, phosphoinositide interacting 2. Gene Ontology annotation, biological process: autophagy of mitochondrion; nucleophagy; protein localization to phagophore assembly site. Gene Ontology annotation, molecular function: phosphatidylinositol-3-phosphate binding; phosphatidylinositol-3,5-bisphosphate binding; protein binding. The transcript is spliced from 12 exons. Lineage: Eukaryota; Metazoa; Chordata; Amphibia; Anura; Bombinatoridae. Gene Ontology annotation, cellular component: phagophore assembly site membrane; extrinsic component of membrane; cytosol. The record is from RefSeq and is a predicted model, not a curated record. The coding region runs from base 115 to 1425 and encodes 436 amino acids.